CUGUCAGUGGAGGAUGCCAAGGAGUUGGUCGUCUUGGAAGCCACCAAUCCCGCCAAGGAAGUGCAGUCUCCCUUCUCAGAGCUGUACAACAUGGUCAAGCAGGACCUGGACCCCAAGUCUCCCUUCAAGGUGUUUGGGGCCAAGACGCCUGUGUCAAAACGUAAAUCCCAGAAGAAGACGGAGGCCGCGGUCAAGGAGAAUGCUCCAGUCACAGCCACCACUCCAAAAUCAUCCCAGAAGAAGCGGAGGUCCUCAGUGGGCGCCCAGGCACAAGCCAAGCCCGACCCAGCUCCAGAAGACGCUGCUUUGUGCAUGUCUGUAGAGAAUGUUGCCGCUGUGGAAGAGGUGACCCAGGAGGUCCCCGUCACACCAGCGGUCAGCACCCCAGGAAAGAACAGGAGGUCCGAGGCCAGCGAGUCGAGUAUUCCCUCCCCAAAGCAGUCUCCCAAGAGGCUCAGUGCUCAGGAAGUGGCCCAGCAGAUCAUGGCUGACCCUGCGACCCCCGGGACGCCCACCAAGGCUCCCAAGUCACCCAAGAGGAGGAGCAGCGGUGGCAGCAGUCUCACCAGUGCCAGCCCUAAACCCAAACCCGACCAAGUCCUGGCCCUGACCCCGACCCAGAGCACUGAGAUCCAGGUGGCGGCUGUCGCUACUGUCGAGGAGGCCAAGCAGUCCCCCCGCAGCUCCCCCAGGGCCAACGCCGGCCAGAGGUUCAAGGUGCAGGACGUCCUGCGCGAGAUCGAGCUGUCCACACCCACCAGCAGCAAAGAUGCCCAGGCCUCGUCCAGUAAGAAGCGCAAGAGUGGGGGUGCGGGAGGUGACCCCGCGCUGCCGACUCCUCUGGCCAAGAAGAAGCGUGUGUCCUUCGGGGGCCAGCUGAGCCCAGAGCUCUUCGACAAGCGCCUGCCGCCCGACUCUCCACUCCGCCGUGGGGCCACGCCCAGACGCAGCCUGGGGCCCAGCCUCGUACAGACGCCCAAGUCACUGCUCAGGAGAGCCUCCACCAUCGGACUUGUGCAGACAUUGAAGCUUGGAGAGGCCAUCCUAGAAAGCCCCAAAGGAAGCCCUGCGAAGAAGUCUCCUAAGAAGGUCGCUACUCCUAAGAAGGCAGCUUCUCCUAAAACCAAGACCCCGUCUCCUAAGAAGGCAGCGUCAUCCAAGGCGAAGACCCCGUCUCCUAAGAAGGCAGCGUCACCCAAGGCGAAGACCCCGUCUCCUAAGAAGGCAGCGUCACCCAAGGCGAAGACCCCGUCUCCUAAGAAGGCAGCGUCACCCAAGGCGAAGACCCCGUCUCCUAAGAAGGCAGCUUCUCCUAAGACCAAGACGCCUACUCCGAAGAAAGCAGCUUCUCCCAAGGCCAAGACUCCGACAAAGGCCAGUCCUGCAAAGACUCCCAGCAAGACUCCAGCGAAGUCCCCAGCCAAGACCAAAACCCCGUCCCCAUCGCCCUCCCGAAGAGCCUCCUCCAGCUCCCUGAGCGAGACUCCCACCGUGUCUGGUCGCUUCUCCAUCUCGCGCAUCAGCACCCCGUCUCCUGAGCCGGCGGGGACCCCGGCAUCAUCGGCUACCCCUGUGGCGGCAGCGCAGAAGGGGAGCGCCACCCCCAAGAUCCCGCUGAAGAGGCGGAGCAUGAAGGCUUCAGGCAGUAAGACGCCCCGCAGGAGCCUGGGCAAGGCAGCCAUGGAGGCCAUCCGCAGGCAGAGCGGCGCCUCCAGAGCCAACCUUAAAGUGGUGUGCUCCUAUGCUGACAUGGUGAAGUUUGGCAAGACCAAGCCGCAGAAUCAGGCACCAACACAGAAGACCAGAACCAAGGCCAAGGUGGUGAAGAGGGUCGCUGCUGCCAAACCCAAGACUCCAGCCAGGAAGCUGAAGGAGGUCAGCAGCACUGGACAUGCCAACUCACCCGCCACCAUCGUGCUGAGCAAGGCCCAGCUCAGAGCCGCCCAGGUCACCUGUGGUGCGCCCAGAAUGGUGCCCAACGUCGCCCUCUACAGGAUGGACAUGAGGAUGAAUGAGGACCUCUCAGGUGUUUCAGAAAUAUUUAAGACUCCAGCAAACAACAAGCAGAGACGUGCGUCCACCAGGAAAAGCCUUGUUGCCAAAACUCCCGUCACGGUCUCUUCAAUGGCUCUUCCCAAAACUCCUGUCGCCUCUACUUCAGUGACUCUUCCCAAAACUCCAGUUGCUGAGACGCCACUGGCAUCUGUUUCCAUGGUAGAAUUGUCAGUCAUGAAGACACCAGAGGAGACCGGAGAAAUGCUGGUGUCCCCCAUGAGUGUGGUGUCGGCUGCCAAGCACGGCGGCUACAACAGCGAGGCAGUCUCUCGCCUCCUCCAGGACGGCAGCUUCAUCGCCCAGGACGACGACGCCAGCUUCGUUGCCAAGGAGACCAGCUCUGCUCAACAAAGCAUUUCCUCAGAACAAGAUGACGAAGAUGUUGAUGACAACGAUGAUGACGAGGAAUCCGUAGACACCCCAGUGUCCCAGACCCCCCAGCAGAAGACUGCUCCCACUUCCGACGCGGCUGCCACCUGCCUGACCGGCGUCAAGCGGCUCAUGAAGACGCCCCGCGUGAAGAGCGGCGACAGCCCCGUGUUGUGUGCCGUCGCCCUGAAGCGGCUUGUCCAGACCCCCAAGCAGAAGGCAGCAGAGCCGGCCGAGGAGGACCUCUCAGGGGUGCGGCACCUGCUGAAGACCCCCAAGGAGAAGAGCCAGAGUGUGGAAGUUGACCUCAGGGGCCGACUGCUGAGAACACCCAGGGAGAAAAAGAGCGUGGAAGAGGACCUGACUGGGGUGAAGGAGCUCGUCAAGACACCCAAGACCAAAGGAGAGCCUGUGCAGAACAAGUUUGGUAUCAGCAAGUUGAUGAAGACGCCCAGGCAGAAGGGAGCCGCUGCCGUGGAAGACUUUGAGGGCGUGCAGGAUCUUCUCCAAGAGCCUGAGGAGCCCGAGGCGGACAUCACACCAGAGCCGGAGAGUAAUGAGGCUGCUGCCAGCACAGAAGAAGUGCAGGCUGAAGAAUUGGAUGUUAUCGAAGAGGAGGACAAGGAAAACAUGCGCCCAGCGGAGGUCAUCCAAGCCGUCGACGCCAAGCCCAUCGAGCCAGCCGCCGUAGCCGUCGACGAGGCCGUGGAGGGCAAGAGGGAGACCCAGGCCAAGCGACUGAGCUCCCCCUUGAAGGAGCUCUUCCAGGAGAGACGAGCCGAGGCCUGUGCCGAGGAGCCCGUGUUGGAGGAGGAGAUGGAGUGCCUUCCCCUGCAGACCGCAGAGGAAGCUCCCAAGGAAGCAGAGGAGGCUGCUGUUGUCACUGAGGACGAUCGUGCACCCAUUGAGGCCGCUGCAUCCAAGCCUGCUGAGGCCACCACAGCAGCUGAUGUACCACAAGUGGAACCCAUUGAGGUACAUGAGGUCGUCACUAAGGACGAUAGUGCACCCAUUGAGGCUGCUGCUGCUGCUGCUGCUUUUGUCGACGUCUCUGAGGAAGAACGUGCACCCAUUGAGACCACUGUUGUUGAUCUGACUGAGGAAGAACGUGCACCCAUUGAGGCCGCUGCUGAGGAGCCUGCUGAGGAGCCUGCUGAGGAGCCUGCUGAGGAGCCUGCUGAGGAGCCUAUGGAAGCAGAGGUCGCACCACUGCAGGCGACCGAUGUGACAGUUGUUGAGGCCAGCCAAGACGUGCCAGAGGAGGCAGAGUCCACUGCUGAGGCCACCACAGCAGCUGAUGUACCACAAGUGGAACCCAUUGAGGUACUUGAGGUCGUCACUGAGGACGAUAGUGCACCAAUUGAGGCUGCUGCGUCCGAGGCCAAUGUACAUCAAGAGGAACCCGUUGAGGAGGCAGUCAUUGCUGCUGAAUGUGCCACUGAAUUGGCUGCUGAGCUGCCCGUAUCCCCCAGUGCAGCUGUUGAGGCCAGCCAAGACGUGACGGAGGAGGCAGAGUCCACUGCUGAGGCAGCCCCAGCCCCUACCCCUGCUCGAGGAAGGAGAGUAAGGCCGGCCAAGCAGGCACCCGAGACUGCCCCGACACCACGACGAGGACGCAAAGCUGCCAAGCAGGACUCCGCUGAGGAGGAAGUUCUUGUGGAGGAGGUUGCUGCUGCAGCUACUGAAUGCACCACUGAAUCCUCAGUGCUGGCCGUGGCAUCUGCAGAAGCUCAGGACGUCUGUGAGACGGACGAGAAGGACGUGGCCCUGGAAGAAGUCUCUGAGGAGACUCCAGAGGAGCCUGUGGAAGCCGAGGUCGCACCACUGCAGGCGUCCGAUGUGCUAGCUGUUGAGGCCAGCCAAGACGUGCCAGAGGAGGCAGAGUCCACUGCUGAGGCAACCCCAGCCCCUACCCCUGCUCGAGGAAGAAGAGGAAGGCCGGCCAAGCAGGCACCCGAGACCACUGAGGUGGCCAAACCACGUCGAGGACGCAAAGCUGCCAAGCAGGACUCCGCUGAAGAGGAAGUUGUUGUGGAGGAAGUUGCUGCUGCAGCUACUGAAUCCUCAGAAGCUCAGGACAGCAGUGAGACUGCUUGCACUGAUGACAUGGACGUAGCCCUGGAAGGUGUCUCUGCGGAGACCCCAGAGGAACCCGUGGAAGCAGAGGUCGCACCACUGCAGGCAGCUGUUGAGGCCAUCCAAGAUGUUUCAGAGGAAGCGGAGUCCACUGCUGAGGCAGCACCAGCGCCAGCCCCUGCCCGAGGGAGGAGAGGAAGACCAGCCAAGCAGGCACCUGAGACCACUGAGGUGGCCAAACCACGCCGAGGACGCAAAGCUGCCAAGCAGGACUCUGUGGCGCAGGCUGAGGAGGAACAGGCCAUGGAGGUUGAGGAGGUCACUGCUGCUGCUGCUGAGACUGUAGAGGUCAACACCACAGAGGAAGUGGCUGUGGCUCAGGAGGAGCCUGAGCCAGUUGAGCCAGUCACUGAAGCGCCCAAGGCUGGCAGAGGAAGACGAGGCAAACAGCAGGCCAAAGCUCCCGUGGUUGCAGUGGAGCAGGAGGAAGAAGAGCCAGCAGCUGUCGCAGAGUCCGCCUCAGAAAGCGAGCCUAGCACAGAGGCUUCCGAACCUGCUGAUGCUGUUGUUCCGGUCGCUGAAGAACCCGCCACACCUGUCGUCACCGUGAAAGCUGUGCGUGGCCGCAGAGGCAAGCAGGCCGCUGCCAAGCCCCAGGAGGAGGAGGAGGAGAAGCCCCAGCCUCCUGCUGCCAAGGCUGGGCGCGGCAGGAGGGGCAAGCAGGCCCCUGUCGAAGCUGCAGAAGAAAUGGAAGCUGCAGCUGAGCCAACGCCAGCACCCUCUGAAGAGCCUGUAGAGAAGCCUAAAGCCACUAAAUCAACGCGUGGCAGGAAGGCCAAGCAGACCUCAGUAGAGGAGAAGGAAGAGGUCUUGGUGAACCAGGAAACGGCUGAAGAGACUGCACCUGCUGAGGUGGUGGAAGAGCCCCCUCAAAGAGCAGCCGGGUCUGGAAGAGGCAAGAAGGCCAAGCAGGUGUCCUUUGAGGAACCGGAGGUGGCCGAGGAGACGGUGGCGGCCAUUGAGGUGGCCCAAGAGGACAGCAUUGCAGCUCCUGCUGUUGAGGAGCCAGCGAAAACUGCAGCUCCUGCUGCUUCAACCAAAGGCGGUCGUGGGCGUGGACGAGGCAAGCAGGCCGCUGCGCCCAAGGUCCAAGAGGAGGUGGAGGAGGAGCAGGAGGCUGAAGACGCCGAGUCUGCUGAAGCAGAGGUGGAAGAAAUUGUGACCAAGGCUCCUGCGGCCAAGUCAGGACGUGGCCGCAAGGCCAAGGUGGCUGAGGCUGAGCCAGACCAGUCCCCAGCUGCUGAAGAACCGGAGGAGGAGAAGACCCAGACCAAAGCAGCCAGAUCAGCACGAGGGCGUAAGACCAAGCAAGCCCCAAUGCCGGCCCCACAGGAGGAGACCGAGACGACACCUGAAGCCCAACCAGAGCUUGCAGCUGCUGCUGAGGUGGCGGAAGAACCAUUGCAAGUUUCCACAUCGAAGCCUGUGCGUGGUAGAAAGGGCAAGGCUGCGGCCAAACCGGUGGAGAUUGAGGCCGUGGAGGAGGCUGAAGAACCAGCAGUGGCCCCCGAGGCGCCAGCCAAGGAGCCUGCUGUGAAGAGAGGCAGGGGCAGGGUGGCCAAGAAGGGCAAGGCUGAGGAGGAGGUGAAGGAGGAGGAGGAAGAGAAGACUGAGUCCGAGUCCAAUGGUGAUCAGGAUGCUGACGCGCCCGAGAAGGAGACCUCCACCAAGAAAUCAGUCAACUGGAGCAACGACCUGGUCCAGGCCCGUGACCUUGAGUCUGGCAAGGACUUGGUUGAAGAGGUGGUUGCUGAGGUGAAGCGGGUCGGCAAGGGCAGAGCGGCACCCAAGGGACGAGGCGCUAAGAAAACCGCCGCCCAGCCUCCAGUAGAAGAAGAGGAGGCAAAGCCAGAAGAGGAGGCUGAGGCCACACCUGAGCCUGCACCUGAGCCUGUUGUCAAGACGACUGGAAGACGUGGAAAGGCUGCAGCCCCUAAGGCGGUGAAACAGGCCCAGGAGGAGGAGGAGGAGGAGGAGAAAGAGGAGGCUGCCCCUGCCCCAAAACGAGGGGCCAAGAGGAGAGGGGUAUCCAAGGACACUGAGGAGUUGUCGGUCGAGGCUGCGUCUCCACCCAAGAAGAGGCGAGGGAAGGCAGCUGCAUCAGAGGAGGAGGAACAGCCCGAGGCCCCUGCUGCUGCUCCCGCACCCGCUAAAGGGAGGAGAGGAGCGGCCAAGAAGGUGGCAGAGCAAGUGGUGCCAGAAGCAGAGCCAGAGAAGGCUGAACCCGCCAAGGCAGCUCCCAAAACAGUCAGGGGGAAGAGGAAAGUGGCCCAGGAGCAGGAGACCGCUCCAGCUGAGGACACGGCCAAAGGGGUCAGCAGCUCCAGAGGUAAAGGCCGCAGCCAGAAGAAGGCGCCAGAGGCUGCUGCAGAGGAGGAGGCUGCCCCAAGCAGCAGGCGCACGCGGAGGAAAUGAGGCCUCACCUUCACCUCACCUCCCAUAGCCAAAUGUAUAUAACCACACAGGCACCCCACACUUCUGUAUUUUUUUUUUGUUUUGUUUGUUUUUUAACAGAUUAUGUGACUUCAUGUGUCUCGCUUCCUUUUUUGAUGUGUAUGGUUUAUUUUGGUGGUACUUAGAUUUUUAGGACUUCAGAGAAGAAAAUAUCUAUAUAUAUAUAUAUAUGGACCUCUUUUUUUAUAAUGCUUUCAGUCUAUUGUACUUGGUAGAUUUUAAUGUAAUUAAAUGUAUACUUGUGUACUCAGGAGAAUGUGAGAGGAAAAAAAAAAUAUUCAGGGCGAAACCGUUCAGAUAACAAAAAGUUUUACUGUAGUGACCAAGAUUUGUCUUAAUUUUGGUUUGUUUGUCUUUUUUACUUUACACAUGUAUUUUAAAAGAUGUUUUCAUACAUUAAAAUUGAGGACCUGUCAACCAUGUGAAGUUUUGUAUCCACCUGAUCCAUCCUUAUGUUUCAAAAAGAGUGAAGUAGCCAACUUUCUACAUGGGAAAGCAAUUGGCUUUCUGUGGCAGCUCUGUUGCAAAAUGCACCAAUACAAAUAAAAUAUGUACAGUUCCUCA
Engraulis encrasicolus (European anchovy) is the source of this 7578-nucleotide messenger RNA. RefSeq names its product microtubule-associated protein futsch-like. Lineage: Eukaryota; Metazoa; Chordata; Actinopteri; Clupeiformes; Engraulidae. Gene Ontology annotation, biological process: regulation of chromosome segregation; regulation of mitotic nuclear division. Gene Ontology annotation, cellular component: chromosome; nucleus. The transcript has 13 exons. Bases 91 to 6975 code for a protein of 2294 amino acids. The record is from RefSeq and is a predicted model, not a curated record.